Eimeria mitis is the source of this 411-nucleotide messenger RNA. RefSeq lists its product as uncharacterized. The transcript has a single exon. NCBI's taxonomy places the organism in Eukaryota, Apicomplexa, Conoidasida, Eucoccidiorida, Eimeriidae. The record is from RefSeq and is a predicted model, not a curated record. Bases 1 to 411 code for a protein of 136 amino acids.
AUGAUAGAGAACACGGGGGGCCCCCCAGGGGCCCCCUCAACAGAAACAGAUGAAGAGGGGCCCCCAGGAAUAUCUUUGCUGCAGCUGCUGCUGCUGCUGUGGGGUUCUCUGUUUUUUGUUGCUGUGCUCAUUCGUUACGCGUUGCUGCUGCAGCAGCAGCAGUUCCCUGGCGCCAGCAACUCAGCUAGCGCAGCAGCAGCAGCAGCAGCAGCAGCUGCUGCUGCUGCUGCUGCUGUCAGCAAAGAUGGAUCCAAAACACAGAUCUUCAAAGCGCAUGCAUUGCUGCUGCGCGCUGUAGUCAGAGAGGUCCGUAGCAGCCACACAGCAGCAGCAGCAGCAGCAGCAGCAGCAGCACCAACAGCAGCAGUAGCAGCCGCACAGCAGCAGCAGCAGCAGCAGCAGAAGCAGUAG